Molecule: messenger RNA, 663 nt
Organism: Drosophila gunungcola (fruit fly)
Lineage: Eukaryota; Metazoa; Arthropoda; Insecta; Diptera; Drosophilidae
Gene: Obp83b
Product: pheromone-binding protein-related protein 6
Exons: 3
Coding region: 83-511 (142 amino acids)
Biological process (GO): sensory perception of smell
Molecular function (GO): odorant binding
Source: RefSeq, a predicted model, not a curated record
GGCGUUGAAUAUUGAAAUGGAGCCCCUAGCAAUCUCAUAAAAGCGCAAUUCCAGACCUCCGGCCAUUCAUUGUAGUUUCAAAAUGAUCAAAUACCUGGCUCUGCUGGUAUUUUUGUUCGGCUGUGCAGCUGCCCAGGAACCAAGACGCGAUGCCGAGUGGCCUCCGCCAGCGAUUCUCAAGGUGGCAAAGCACUUCCACGACAUUUGUGCACCCAAAACUGGCGUCACUGAUGAGGCCAUCAAGGAGUUCAGCGAUGGCCAGAUCCACGAGGACGAGGCCCUCAAGUGCUAUAUGAACUGUCUCUUCCACGAGUUCGAAGUGGUGGACGAUAAUGGUGAUGUGCACAUGGAAAAGCUCUUCAACGCCAUUCCGGGAGAAAAGCUGAGGAACAUAUUGAUGGAGGCCUCCAAGGGAUGCACUCAUCCCGAGGGCGACACUCUAUGCCACAAGGCCUGGUGGUUUCAUCAAUGCUGGAAGAAGGCUGAUCCCGUUCACUACUUUUUGGUCUAAAGUUGACAGAGCUUCGGUAUCUUUCCUGUUAAUGUAACUAAUAUUUAAACCAAAAUUGCUAAUAAGUUUCAUAAAUAAAUGGUUCCGGGGUGAUUAAACAAUGUAUAGAAUAUAUUUUUUAUCUAAUGCAACAGUAAAGCAUUUUGAACUAU